This is a messenger RNA of Pleurotus ostreatus (oyster mushroom), 1638 nucleotides long. RefSeq lists its product as uncharacterized. Gene Ontology annotation, molecular function: transmembrane transporter activity. The record is from RefSeq and is a predicted model, not a curated record. NCBI's taxonomy places the organism in Eukaryota, Fungi, Basidiomycota, Agaricomycetes, Agaricales, Pleurotaceae. Gene Ontology annotation, biological process: transmembrane transport. The coding region runs from base 1 to 1638 and encodes 545 amino acids. The transcript has 14 exons. Gene Ontology annotation, cellular component: membrane.
AUGAGCUCCCUCCCGCAGCUCCCUGUCCCUCCAGCUGAGGUCAAGUACGAAGUAAGCGAUGAGAAGAAGAGAGCGAGCUCGGACAUUACUUCCUUGUCGUUGUCGGAGCAGCCGCUUCCUCUCGGAGCGCCUAUCGAACAGCGGAAGCGGUUCUUCUGGCAGCGGUUCAGACGGGUAUCCAGUGAUUUGGAUGCUAUCGCAACCCAACCAUCAGUAUUCGAUGAUCCUACCGGUCUGGAGUCCUACAGACCUCCUCCGCAAUACGAGAAUGCCCAUAGGUUCGACCCCAAUGCUCGUUGGACAUGGCGGGAAGAGAUGCGCGUUAUCAAGAAGAUUGACAUUAGAAUCAUGAUCUGGGCUUGCAUCAUGUUCUUUGGUCUCGAUCUAGAUAGAGGCAACAUAUCCCAGGCGAAUACGGACAACUUCCUUGAAGAUUUAGGUAUGACGACCAACGACUUUAACCUUGGAAACACGUUGUUCCGUCUUUGCUUCCUAAUUGCGGAACUCCCCUCCCAACUAAUUUCCAAGCGUGUUGGCCCCGAUGUUUGGGUGCCCACGCAAAUGAUCUUAUGGAGUACUGUCGCCUUUUGUCAAUUCUGGCUUCAGGGUAGAUCAUCCUUUCUGGCGACAAGACUGGCCUUCUUCUGGGUUUCCAACUAUCUCACUGAUAUUGUGAGCGCAUUCUUGGCCACCGGUAUCCUUCGCCUUCGCGGCACGGGUGGUCACGCAGGGUGGAGAUACCUCUUCUUAAUUGAGGGAUUGAUCACCCUCUCACUCGGAAUCGCCUCUAUCUUUCUAAUGCCAGCGGGUCCAACACAGACAAGGACCUGGUUUAGACCCAAGGGUUGGUUUUCUGAGAAGGAGGAAUAUAUCAUGGUGAACAGGAUCCUCCGAGACGACCCUUCCAAGUCAGACAUGCACAAUCGUGAAGGUCUCACACCACGAAUGAUUUUCGAAGCACUGAAAGAUUGGAGGAUGUGGCCGCUCUAUGUCCUGGGCAUGACGCACAUGAUCCCCGUCGGCCCACCUCAAACAUACCUAACACUGUCCCUCCGUAAUCUCGGAUUUGACACAACAGAGUCGAAUUUGCUCUCCAUCCCUUCCACGAUCGUCGGGAUGCUCAUGCUCCUCUUCACCGCCUACCUCAGCGAGGUCGUGAACAGCCGCGUCAUCGCGACUGUCAUCCUGCAAAUUUGGGCGCUCCCGAUGCUCGUCGCUUUGUACACGUUCAACACCGCCACGUCGCAAUGGGUGUACUUCGCGGUGGUGACGCUGAUCACCGGGUUCCCAUACAUCCAUCCGAUCCAGGUUGCUUGGGCUUCGAGAAACUCGUAUAGUGUUCGCACAAGGACUAUUUCCGCUAGUGUAUACAACAUGUUCGUACAGGCAGGCGCCAUCAUCUACGCGAACAUAUACAAAGCCGAUGACAAACCCCUCUAUAAACGAGGAAAUCGGAACCUAAUUGCCGUUUGCUCCAUGAACAUCGUGUUGUACAUCGGGACAUUCUUCUUCUAUCGUGGAAUCAAUAAGCGUCGCGAUACACGGUGGGAGGCAAUGGACGAAAAGCAACGUCAAGAAUACCUAGAAACCACGAAAGACGAAGGGAACAAACGUCUGGACUUCCGGUUCGCAUACUGA